This is a messenger RNA of Brugia malayi, 882 nucleotides long. RefSeq lists its product as uncharacterized. Gene Ontology annotation, biological process: regulation of transcription by RNA polymerase II. The record is from RefSeq and is a predicted model, not a curated record. Gene Ontology annotation, molecular function: DNA-binding transcription factor activity; RNA polymerase II cis-regulatory region sequence-specific DNA binding. The transcript has 2 exons. The coding region runs from base 1 to 882 and encodes 293 amino acids. NCBI's taxonomy places the organism in Eukaryota, Metazoa, Nematoda, Chromadorea, Rhabditida, Onchocercidae.
AUGAUGUUUCAUGCCGAUGAGAAGCCGUACAGUUGUUCAAUAUGCAAAAAGAAUUUCACUCAGCUCGGGGAUAUGAAAAAACAUAUGAUGAUCCACAACGGUGAAAAGCUGCACAGUUGCCCGAUAUGCAGGAAAAGUUUCACACAUAAACACCAUUUGCAGUCUCACAUGGGAACUCAUGACGUGAAUAGACCAGUCUAUCACUGUACUGUAGCGCAAACGGAUCAAACAGAACCGUUGGAUUUAUCAAUAUCAAAAGUGAAAGUGAAGGGGGAUGGAUUACAAGGCUUAUCAAUGGAAAGAAAGGGUGAAGAAGAAAUUGGAUUGCAAGUGUUGCAAACAAAGCUCUUGGAUUUAUCGGCUCCAAAAGCAAAAAAGGAAGGAAAUAGGGCACAAAGUUUAUCAGUGGAGGGAGUGAGUGAUGAACGAAUAAAACCACUGUUACGGCUCGUUCCAAUCGAAACAGUAGUGAAACUAUCAAGGCAAGAAGGAAGGGCGAGAACGAAGAAGCGUUGUGAUAUAUGUCGAAAGGAAGUAUCAAACAUGAAAGAACAUAUGAUGACUCAUACAGGUGAGAAGCCGUGCAGUUGUCCAAUGUGCAAAAAGAAUUUUACUCAGUUCAGUAAUAUGAAAAAACAUAUGAUGACUCAUACCGGCGAAAAGCCGUACAGUUGCCCGACAUGCAAAAAAAAUUUCACUGACUCCAGUAAUAUGAAAAAACAUAUGAUGACUCAUACCGGUGAGAAGCCGUACAGUUGUUCAAUAUGCAAGAAGAAUUUCGCUCAGUCCGGGGAUAUGAAAAAACAUAUGAUGACUCAUACCGGUGAGAAGCCGUACAGUGUUCAAUAUGCAAGAAGAAUUUCGCUCAGUCCGGGGAUAUGA